AUGGCAGAUACAAAUGCGGAUAUCCAGCCCGAAACGCAACCGGAGCUCAACUUAGAAAAUGUCCUGGGUGACAUCAAAUUUGGAUUGUUGUCGCUGUUCAACAACCCUGAAUUUUCCGCGCCAAUUGCCGUCCUUCUGACCGUCGCAGAGUCGCUUCUCCUCAAGGCCGUGAUCCAUUUUGUCCCCUACACCGAGAUUGACUACAGCACGUACAUGCAACAGAUCGACCAAAUUGAGGCCGGAGAGCUUGACUACGCCAAAAUCAGCGGCGACACAGGCCCAAUUGUGUAUCCCGGCGGACAUGUCUACAUAUACUCGUGGAUGAAGUGGUUCACCAACGGGAUGGACAACGUGUACGUUGGCCAGCAGAUAUUCAGGUAUCUAUAUCUGGCGACAUUUGUGCUGACGCUGGUUGCGUAUUUCCAGACAAAUGUGCGGUUCAAGCCGUACGUGCUCUAUUUUCUGUGUCUAUCCAAAAGGUUGCACUCGAUUUACGUGCUGCGGCUGUUCAACGACUGCUUUGCCACGUUUCUGAUGGUGGCCACGAUCGUGGUUCUGCAGCAGGCGGCAGUUUGGCGGCGCAAGAAGAGCCCUCUAGGCGCGGUGCUCACCUUCUUCAGUGCACAGCUGUUCAGCUCCGCCGUCAGCGUCAAAAUGAACGCUCUGCUGUAUCUGCCGGGCUACUUGGUGGUGGUGUACAUGAUCCUGGGCGAAAACCUGCUGCACACGCUCGCCGUGAUCGGUUUCGGGUGUGCAGUGCAGGCAGGCAUCAACUGGAAUUUCCUGGUCGCCUCGGAGUCCACAAGAGCACAUUUCCUGCAGAACGCUUUCGACUUCAGCCGUGCUUUCCUGUAUCGCUGGACGGUCAACUGGAAGUUUGUGCCGGAGCCCAUUUUCCGCAGCCGCGAGUUCCACACGUCGCUGCUGUUUGCGCACACGGCCGCAUUGACGUUUUUCGCGGUGUACAAAUGGACCAAUAAAUCUGUCACGGGAAAACCAUCCACCAAAUUUAUCAGAGACGCACUGAUUUUUUACAAAAACACCAUUGGCCCCGAAAACGUGAUACUGUCCCCAGAAAGCGGCAGAUACAUUUUCUGGGUGAUGGCGACGUCGAACCUGAUCGGCGUCCUGUUCGCGCGCUCGCUGCACUACCAGUUCUUGGCCUGGUAUAUGUACUCGCUGCCAAUGCUGCUGCAGCUGGGCGGGCUGCCGUGGUACGCACAGACGGCGCUCGUGGUGGUCCACGAGUGGUGCUGGAACGUGUAUCCAAGCACAGCGGCCAGCUCGGCUACCCUGGUGGCAGUGCUUGCGACAGUCGUUUUGUCGCAGCUCCGGUGUGGCUUCGGCAAACCAAAACAGGAAUAA
This is a messenger RNA of Ogataea parapolymorpha DL-1, 1365 nucleotides long. Its product is annotated as ALG3, RHK1 mannosyltransferase. Gene Ontology annotation, cellular component: endoplasmic reticulum. Bases 1 to 1365 code for a protein of 454 amino acids. The record is from RefSeq and is a predicted model, not a curated record. The transcript has a single exon. NCBI's taxonomy places the organism in Eukaryota, Fungi, Ascomycota, Pichiomycetes, Pichiales, Pichiaceae. Gene Ontology annotation, molecular function: dol-P-Man:Man(5)GlcNAc(2)-PP-Dol alpha-1,3-mannosyltransferase activity.